Messenger RNA from Ooceraea biroi (clonal raider ant), 1510 nucleotides. Its product is annotated as elongation of very long chain fatty acids protein AAEL008004. Gene Ontology annotation, molecular function: fatty acid elongase activity. The record is from RefSeq and is a predicted model, not a curated record. Gene Ontology annotation, biological process: sphingolipid biosynthetic process; fatty acid elongation, polyunsaturated fatty acid; very long-chain fatty acid biosynthetic process. Gene Ontology annotation, cellular component: endoplasmic reticulum membrane. Lineage: Eukaryota; Metazoa; Arthropoda; Insecta; Hymenoptera; Formicidae.
UAAGUAUGAUUUUCUCUUUACGUUGUAAAUAAAACUCGAAAGUGCGCGCUAUAAAUUCCUAUUUCAGACCAAACCACUGACCAUUAAUUUCCAUAUAUUAAAUAUAUUUCAAUUAAUCGCUUACAUGCGAAAAUUUUGUCUUGCGAUUUAUGUUUUCAAUAAUAAAAAAUUAUUCGCUAUACUUAUUAAAGAUCUUUAUAAAGUUUUAUGUGUUUCAGAUAUAUUAAUCGUAAAAGUAUGACAUUGUGAUUCAAUGCUAUAGAUGUUUCAUGUACAUAUUGAAUAUUGAUUGCAUAUCACUGAAAAAGAAAAUUAUUCUAAUUUUAUUUAAAUGAAUAUGCGUACUCCCAAGUGUAAAGUGCACGGCAGCGCGUAGUAUAAAUGCGAUGAACCUAGAUUACUGUGCAUAAUCGGUUACUAUCGUCAUAAUGGCACCAGUUAUGUGAAUUACUUCAUGAAAAAAGUCAGAUGUUAUUAGUUGGAGACGAACAUUGCUAUUCCGUUUUAUUCAUAGUAAGAACAACAGUGUCACGCAAGAUCGUCAAUUAAGUGUAUUUAUUCAUCAUGGGUGUAUUACAAGACUUUCAAACUGAAUGGACAGAAAAGCUCGAUCCACGAGUAGUCGAUCUGCCAUUAGUCGCUUCUAAUUAUCAAGUGCCACUUAUAAUAUUGGCAUACAUUUAUAUCGUGCUCGUUGUUGCGCCUAGAUUUAUGAAAAAUAGGAAACCGUACUCACUGAAGAAGUUAAUACAGUUAUACAAUAUCGUUCAAAUUGCGGGGAACGCGUUACUGGUCUAUGACAUACUCGAUGCCGGUUUGUUCACACGUCAAAAGUUGUUUCUGUGCCCUAUUUUUGAUUACUCCUACGAUGAGACUCCGAUGAGGCUAAUUAGGAGUGGAUGGUACUUCAUGAUGUUGAAGAUAUUAGAUUAUAUGGAAACAGUAAUAUUCAUCUUAAGAAAAAAGAAUAAUCAAGUGUCCGCUUUGCAUCUAUAUCAUCAUGUAUCUACCUUGGGUUUUUCCUGGCUACUCAUGAGAUAUUACACUAUUGGACCUGUCGUACUUAUCAGUUUGUUGAACACCAUCGUACACGUGAUCAUGUACACGUAUUACUUCUUAGCGGCCUGUGGACCGGAAGUUCAAAAAAGUCUCGCAACAAUAAAACGCUACUUAACUAUAAUACAAAUGGUGCAAUUUAUCCUCAUCAUACUAUACGUAAUGCAAAACUUCAUCCCGAGAUGCAAGGCGGCGUCGGACUUUAUAGUCUUCUUGUUCUUAGGAAAUAUGGUAACAAAUUUUUAUCUAUUUUAUAGUUUCUAUCAAAGAGCAUACAAAAAAAAAUCUGACAAAAAAAUGCAAUAAGUAGAUUGUCGAGUAGAAAGUGAAGUAGAAAUGGUAUUGUUCUAAAUUUGUUUUCGUAAUAUGUAUGUACAACAUGACACAAUAUGUAUAUGCAAUGUAAAAAUAAUAUAAUGACGUCUCGUAAUAAAUGUCACUUUAUUACACUUAU